AUGGAUGAAGACAGCAUACAUCAGCUGGUAACGUCGUCUUUCAACGUAGAAAGUAUUUCUCAUGCAAAAUGUUUGCUUGUCGAAUCCGUUCCUAAUGCAAGAAAAAUGCCGGUGAGGCGUAAAGAUGGGAAGAAGAGAAUGUCUCGAGACCUGGAUGACAUAAUUUGUCUCAUGAAAGGAAUGGAUGCCGAGGUAUUCCCUGUGUUCGUGGCAAAGGAUUUACAUAAGGUGCCUAGUGUGAGUUUCGAUCAUAUUGAUUGCACUCGUCUGUUAAAAGACAUAACGAAACUUCGGAAUGAAGUCAGUUUGUUACAAGAAAACGCCGUUACAAAAGAGAUGUUAGAUGCGUUUAAAAAGGACUUGGGACGGGCGUCUAUUAUUAUUGACAACGAUGCAUCUCAAGAUCAAUUUGUCAAUAAAAGGAGAGGAGCGGGUAUGCUGGAGAGCUACUAUGAAAUGUGCAGCGGCCCUGUUGGCUUGCAGUAUGUUCCUAUGAAUAUAAAGGCUAAUAAUGCGUCGUCAUCGUCGUCAUCCAGAGCGAAAAAUCACUCAACGCCAACUAAGAAUGAACUAUCGCCCGCAAGCAUGCAGUCUGUCUCUUUUCAAUGCAAGCAAGCGAAUGGAACAGCGAAAGACACUAGCAGGCACGUGGAUGCCCGGACCGCGGUUUCGAACAACCAGGUAGGUAUGAGUGAAACCAGUAAUGGGUGCAGUACUAGGCGCUGCGGCGAAAGCGGGACAGCGACGGGGGGUGGUGAAGCCCAGCCACAGGGUACCGCGGUUUCGACUGGACCGGUUAGUGAACUUGAACUUGAUUGUGCGUGCGCGUCGAUCGACAAGUCGGCGAUAUUACCCAGUGUAAAUUCGAAAACAGCUGUUAUUAAUAUGUUGCCUUCUUUGUUAUUAAAUAAAAAUGUCAGUCAGGAUGCUAGGAACUGCUCACAGGUAACUAAAGAGAAUUCUGAAUGGCAAGUUGUUCAGUCAAAAACUGCCAGGCGAUAUAAACUUAUCGGUCAAAAAGGCCGGGCUUCUGUAGCGCCAGACGACGAAGGAAUUAAAUUGGACUACUUAGACUACACAGUUGGUGCCGUCGUAGUCAGCUUAUGUAGUUUAGUAGUAGCCGGCAGUUAUUAUGAUAUUAAAUUACGAAGAGCUACAGACAAUGAAAAAGUUUCUCCAGGGCAGGGCGUGGUUUUCUUCGCGUUCUUGCUCGCAUUCGUUUUAUACUUGGUAGUGGAGGCGCCUGCGAGUCGGCUGUUAGCAAUGUUACAAGAAAAGACUUCAAAGGAGAAGAAGGAAAUG
Brenthis ino (lesser marbled fritillary) is the source of this 1302-nucleotide messenger RNA. NCBI's taxonomy places the organism in Eukaryota, Metazoa, Arthropoda, Insecta, Lepidoptera, Nymphalidae. The record is from the annotation of a GenBank genome assembly.